Messenger RNA from Cynocephalus volans (Philippine flying lemur), 2892 nucleotides. RefSeq names its product catsper channel auxiliary subunit epsilon (gene CATSPERE). Bases 1 to 2892 code for a protein of 963 amino acids. Lineage: Eukaryota; Metazoa; Chordata; Mammalia; Dermoptera; Cynocephalidae. The transcript is spliced from 21 exons. The record is from RefSeq and is a predicted model, not a curated record. Gene Ontology annotation, biological process: sperm capacitation; flagellated sperm motility. Gene Ontology annotation, cellular component: CatSper complex; sperm principal piece.
AUGGCUGCACCCGCCGCCAGGGACACAGCGGUAACUAUUGCCGCAGUGAGACCAAAAUCUCUCUUUUGCCUGAACAAAGUCAUAGUAUUGGGAGCUUCUACUGGGACAGGAAUCCAUCUAGGCAUCCGAGCAACUAUUGCCAAAUCAGACAGCAUUAAGUUAGAAUAUGAAGGAACAUUGUUUUCUGAGUGGGAUGUGCCAGGAACUUGUUCUGUACAAGACAGAAGAUCACCCACGACAGAAUUGCGUUGUCCUUCUUCUGGUGUUUACAGUAUAAAACCAAUUGUUAAGGGCCCAGAUGAAGAAGAACGCUAUUUGUCUGUGGAGAGUUCUAAUACUUGCUUUCUGUGGAAUUAUAGAGUUAUAAAUUUUGUUCACAAUUUAACCCAGGUUGUCAUUAUAUGGGUAUACGAUCCAGAAAAUGCAAAUCCUGAUGAGUUGCUGUGGCAGGCAGAAGAACCUUCACUACAUUCCAUGACACUAAGCAAGCAGUUGGCCAUUUUGGGACAGAAGCCUACCAUAUAUACACUUCCGAACAGAAAAACUUAUUUUUCAGAGGAUAACACAGAGAUGGGGACCUGGCAAAUCACAAUACCAAUGACAAAUGACGUGCUAAAGGAGGUUCAGGGGAACCAAGUGGCCUUCCAAGAUUGUUUAAUUGCAGAUGUUCUUUUUCUGCUGACUUUUCCUUUGCUGACCAUGCCUGAGAUUCCUGGUUUUUUGCCACUCUCUUCCCCAACUGGUAGUCAGUUAAUGGCUGUCCAGUCUGCUUGUAUCCCUUCUUCUGUUGUUGUUGUAUCUGAUACGGAGACCUUUCAGACAAAUGAUUCAUUCUAUACUUGGACCAGAGUCCGAGUGCCUCCCAACAUUCUGAGCGAUGAUGAAAGACGGAGUGUGGCUGAUGUGGACCUAUCAUGGGAUGGAAUCUUUUUUCUAAUAAAUGGUGUUCUUUAUGUUAAAACUUCUCUUGAAUUUAAAAGACUAGGAAGAGAUGAAAAUGUUUCUGAUGCUGGAAUUAUUGGCAUUACAUCAAGACGAUGGUGUUGGGACAAAUAUUUACUCAAGGUUACAAGAAACAGAAGCCACAUAGCAAUCUGGACAGAAAAUGAAGUUUACCUUGGAUAUACUAAUCUUAGCUUUGUCAAAGUAGUAACUACUACAGAAAUGAGGAAUCAUCUCAAUAUAUCAUCACUUGAUACUCUGACCAUACACAAUGUUGAGUACACAGGACACCCUCUGGAACUUGCCGUGUUAUUCAGUUAUUGCACUACAUGUACUGUGACCAAAACGAUUUACAUAGUGAUAUAUAAUGAAGAUACAAGACAGCAGGUGUGCCAAGACUUCGAAUUAGAUGUCCCUAUUAACAGUUUUUUAGUUCCACGUUUUAUAUUUUCAGCAAUAACAGAAUUAAUACUAUGGGAUAAACACAGGAUCUACUAUUAUUAUCAUAAUUUCACCGAUAACGGAGUUAUACAAACACCUACAGGACAUGGAAAUCUAUCGAUAUUAUCAAAUGACAGCAUUAUUCAUGAUGUUUUUAUGGAUUAUUAUGGAACUAUGUUGAUAAAAAUGGAAAAUAAUAUAAUUUUUUUUUCCAAGAUUAAUACUAGAGAUGCAGUAAAGCUACACUUAUGGGCAAAUAACACAAUAAAAUCACUAUUUUUCUUGCACUCAUCUGGACAAGUAUAUCUCCUGUAUGCUUUUGACAAUGGCACAGUACAGAGACAGGAUUAUCCCUUAAGUCUGGAAAUACAAAGUAUAGCUUUCAAAACAAAAGACAAAUGCCCAUAUGUGGCAUUUCAUAAUAAUAUUGCUCGUAUGUUUUACUUUUUGGACAAGACAGACACACUGAAACUUUGGGUUCAAGUAGUCUACCCAGAAAAUAUUGGUCUGAAUAUUAUUGUGGAACAGUAUGGCCCAAAAAUAUUAGUAGAGAAACAUCAGAUUCACUAUGAAAUUGCCUUUGGAUACUGCACUAAAACUAUGAUUCUAUCAUUUUCUCAGAAUAUAAAUUACGAGGCAGUAAAGGAUUACUUCAAGUUGCAAAACCAGAACACAGGUCUUGUGCUUCUUAAUCUUCGACCUAGUGAAUAUUCAAAAACAUGUCCAACAGCCAAAAAGGUGUUCCAAAUAGCUGUUGGCUGUGAUAAAAAUAAAUUCAUUGCAGUGAAAGGAUUUAACAAAACAGAGUGUCUACACCACGAUUUUUCUUAUGUGAUCGAAAAGUCAUAUCUAAGGCAUCAACCAUCUAAAAACUUGAAAGUGAGGUAUGAUUGGAAUGCAUAUGGCUGCCCGCUGAAACUUGAUUCCAUGGAAAAGUUCCAACCUGUGAUUCAAUUAUUUGAUGAUGAUGGCUUUAUUGAAAAUGUUGAAGCAAAUUUCAUAGUGUGGGAAAUACAUGGCAGGAAUGACUAUAGCUUUAAUAAUACUAUGAAGCAGAGUGGUUGUUUAAAUGAAGCACAGACUUGGAAGUCAAUGACUGAGCUAAACAAGCAUCUCCCAUUAGGAAACGCCUGGGGACCUGAGAACUAUAAGCACUGUUUUUCUUAUGCUAUUGGAAAACCAGGGGACUUAAAUCAACCAUAUGAGAUUAUCAACCUUUCUAAUGGUAACCAUUUAUUUUGGCCCAUGGGCCAUUCCGGAAUGUACAUUUUUUGUGUGAAGAUCCUGGAUCCAAACUAUAGUUACUGUAACCUAACGGCUAUAUUUGCAAUAGAGACUUUUGGAGUGAUUCCCAGUCCAAACGUCUACCUGGUAGCUUCUAUCCUGUUUCUCCUGAUGCUGCUAUUCUUCAGUAUUCUCGUUUUCAGCUACUUCCGGUAUAUGAAAAUUUAUAGACGGUCUAUUUAUGAACCACUUCACAAGCCGCCCAAAACACUAAAGAAAAAUUAG